AUUAAUAGUAGAAUUUAACCAAUAUUUUUUAUGAAUAUCUAAGAAUUGUUGUUCUCUAUAUUAACUUACAAAAUAAAAACGGAGGAAAGGAAAUGAGGGUUGUGGCUAUCAGCCUCUUCAAAAUAAAAACUUGCAUUGUGUUGGUUGUCGGUCAUAGUACACUUUUAUGAAAAGUCUUGUCCUCUUGCUUCCCACUCCACAUGGUGCCAUAUCUCAUCUUGAGAUAUUCUCCACAUAUAUCCCUGAUUUUGUUAGAAGCUUCAUUGUUGCUCUUCUUCUCUACCAAAAUAUUAGCAUGUCAUAUUUAAAAGCAAAACUCCCAUUGUUUGGUCACCUAAUGCCCACUUUUGCAUUAUUUCUUAUUCUAUUCCCUGGUGCUUCUCUCGCUAGGCAUCUUUUUAACCAGGACUGCGGCUCUACUUUCUGUGGGAAUUUGAAUAUCAGUUAUCCAUUUCGAUUAAAAAACCAACCUCCUCAAUGUGGCUGUUAUGAACUGGAACUUGCGUGUGAGAAUAACAACCGCACCACUUUGGUUUUGAGAGAAGGGAAAUUCGUUGUCCAAAAUUUUUUUUACGAAAAUAAAACAAUCCAAGUGAUGGAUUCAAAUCUGGAUAAGAAUGAUUGCAACUCCCUUCCUCUUAGUUCCAUAUAUUUCAAGUAUUUAGAUGGACAAUUGUAUUCCGUUUUUUCUUCUCCUCAUUAUUAUUCUCAUUCUCAUCAUUAUUAUACUUCUUAUUAUUAUUAUAGUAGAGAGUUAGAGGCUAGCAUUAUGUAUGUUGUGAAUUGCUGGAAACCUAUAAAAUCAUCUCAAUAUAUUGAUGCCUCUCGUUGUAUCACCAAAUCCAAUAUCUCUUUUCCUCCAACUUUCUUCUAUUUUUUAGACAGAAAUACAGUGCAGAAUCUCAAUCAAGCUUGCACCGUGGAAGCGGAAGUUCCAAUUAUGGUUAAAAGUAUAUCAGGCAUGCCUACGUUGGCUAUCUACAAUAAGCUAUCUCAGGGUUUUUACCUUUCAUGGUAUGAGAACCCAUACUUGGAACUUUCUGGAUUGCGAUAUGUGAUGUUUUGCUUUGGACUUUGUCUUAAUGAAAUUGGUAUGCAUAUGGUCUCACUUUUAUAUAUAUCGUACUGCAGAAUGCGAUAUAUGAUGUUUUGUUUGGAACUCUGCCUUUACGGAAUAGGUUUUUCCAUCAUCUUGAGGCUCUUCUUUGGGAUACCUUGUUUGCUUGUGCUUGUAAUAUAUAAAUGGAGAAGAAGACAUUUAUCUAUAGAUGAUAAAAUUGAAGAGUUCCUUCAAAGCCACGAUCUAGCUCCAAUUAGAUACUCUUUCAAAGAAGUUAAAAAAAUGACUAAAAAUUUUAAAGAUAAAUUAGGUGAAGGGGGUUAUGGGUCGGUGUUUAAAGGAAAGCUUUGUAGUGGACAUCAUGUGGCAAUAAAAUUGUUGUGCACAUCAAAGGGUAAAGGCCAAGAUUUCAUCAAUGAAGUUGCUUCUAUUGGAAGAAUUCAUCAUGCUAAUGUGACAAAACUUAUUGGAUUUUGUGUGGAGGGAUCAAAACAAGCUCUCGUGUAUGAUUUCAUGUCAAAUGGAUCGUUAGAUAAAAUCAUAUUUUCUAAAGAAAAAAAUAACACUUUAGAUUGGAAAAAACUAUUUGAUAUUGUGCUUGGGGUUGCUCGAGGAAUCGACUACUUUCAUCACGGAUGUGACAUGCAAAUUUUACAUUUUGAUAUCAAGCCACACAACAUUCUUCUGGACGAGAACUUUAACCCAAAAGUUUCAGAUUUUGGUCUUGCUAAGUUGUACUCAGCAAAUGAGAGCAUUGUCUCUCUCACUACAGCACGAGGAACAAUAGGAUAUAUUGCUCCUGAAUUGGUUUACAAAAAUCUUGAAGGCAUUUCAUACAAAGCUGAUGUUUACAGUUUUGGAAUGUUGGUGAUGGAAAUGGUUGGAAGGAGAAAGAAUUUUAAUGCAUUUGUUGACCACACUAGCCAAAAAUAUUUUCCAUCUUGGAUUUAUGACCAGUUAGAUCAAGGAGAAGACAUAGAGUUGGAAGAUGUUUCUAAUGAUGAAAAGUAUCUCGAUAAGGAAGAUGAUAAUAAUGACCUUUUGGUGUAUACAAUUAUUGCCUUCGAUCGUCCUUCAAUGAAUGAAGUGUUGAAGAUGCUUGAAUCUAAUGUUGAACUCCUUGAGAUGCCUCUAAAGCCAUUUCAUCAACUUCCUCUUGAAACAUCAAUGGAGGUUCAUAGCUGUAAAAACUCUAAUGAUGAGGAAAGUAGGUCGUUGGAUGUUGUUACUAUAACCGCUUUUAAUGUUGUUUAAGAUUGGAAACAUUUC
This is a messenger RNA of Gossypium arboreum, 2329 nucleotides long. Its product is annotated as LEAF RUST 10 DISEASE-RESISTANCE LOCUS RECEPTOR-LIKE PROTEIN KINASE-like 2.1. The record is from RefSeq and is a predicted model, not a curated record. NCBI's taxonomy places the organism in Eukaryota, Viridiplantae, Streptophyta, Magnoliopsida, Malvales, Malvaceae. Gene Ontology annotation, biological process: protein phosphorylation. The transcript has 3 exons. The coding region runs from base 167 to 2314 and encodes 715 amino acids. Gene Ontology annotation, molecular function: protein kinase activity; ATP binding; polysaccharide binding.